This is a messenger RNA of Exophiala aquamarina CBS 119918, 1518 nucleotides long. RefSeq names its product diacylglycerol O-acyltransferase. Gene Ontology annotation, biological process: triglyceride biosynthetic process. Gene Ontology annotation, molecular function: diacylglycerol O-acyltransferase activity. The record is from RefSeq and is a predicted model, not a curated record. Gene Ontology annotation, cellular component: endoplasmic reticulum membrane. Bases 1 to 1518 code for a protein of 505 amino acids. The transcript has a single exon. NCBI's taxonomy places the organism in Eukaryota, Fungi, Ascomycota, Eurotiomycetes, Chaetothyriales, Herpotrichiellaceae.
AUGGCAACCAAUAUUCAGACAGUCAUUGAAGAGGCCGAGGACAUUAUGUCUGCAGACCUAGGCAACACCAAUGCUCCCACCCAAGUCCCUUCGCCAUCUCCCAACCCUCCCUCUCAGCCCAAACCGAAGAUCCGGAGCAAGUAUCGUCAUGUGGAAGCCUUACAUUCCAGAGUGCAGCCAUCGGUCCUCAGUCACGAAACUGCCGAGACUCCCAGUUUUAUUGGUUUCCGCAACCUCAUGGUCUUAACCAUCAUUGUCAUGAACCUGCGCCUCGUAGUUGAGAAUGCUCGAAAAUAUGGCCUGCUCAUCACUCUCAAGUUUAGCUUGGGCGGCCACGAUAUCAAGGCAGCAGCCCUCCUCUACGCACUCACUCCUGUUCAUCUCUUCGUUGCCUACAUAAUCGAACGGAUCGCCAUGGAAAAUGUCAAGGGUGUUAUUGGCAGACGCAAAAAGGCCGAACUGGACAACAACGAUCCUCAGAUCGAGAAAGAGAACAAGGAUUUCUACUAUACAUGGUGGUGGAUUGCUGUGGUUCAUACAUUGAAUGCGUCGCUAGCUUUGCUAAUCACCAGCUUUGUGGUCUACUAUCUGAUGGACAAUCCUGGACUUGGCGCCAUUAGCGAACUUCAUGCCAUUGUGGUUUGGCUCAAGACUUGUUCAUACGCCUUCACAAAUCGAGACCUUCGACAUGCUAUGUUACAUCCAGGAGGCCCGGAGUCUGCAUUGCCCCAGGUCUACUUGCAAUGUCCAUAUCCCCGGAAUGUCACGUUGGGUAAUCUUUGUUAUUUCUGGUGGGCACCCACCCUCGUCUAUCAACCUUUUUACCCGAGGUCUCAACAAAUUCGAUGGACUUUCGUUGCAAAGCGGGUUGGAGAGGUGGUGGCCCUCAGUGUCUUCAUAUGGCUCACCUGUGCCCAAUAUGCGGUUCCUCUUUUACAGAACUCACUCAAUGGCAUGGCUGUUUUCGACGUGCCCUCAAUUUUGGAACGAUUAAUGAAACUAUCGACCAUCUCCCUCAUAGUAUGGCUCGCCGGUUUUUUUGCCCUGUUCCAGUCGUUCCUCAAUGCGUUGGCCGAGAUCAUGAGAUUUGGCGAUCGACAAUUCUACCAAGACUGGUGGAACAGUACCACCCUGAAGAUGUACUGGUCAACCUGGAACAAGCCAGUCUAUCAUUUUAUGCGAAGACAUAUUUAUUCACCUCUUGUCGGCCGUGGUUGGUCUCACAAAGCAGCCAGUAUGUGGGUGUUUGUCUUUUCUGGAUUUCUGCACGAGUUGGCAGUGGGGAUUCCAUGUCAUAGCAUUCUCGGAGUCGCAUUCCUUGGAAUGGUCCUUCAGUUGCCACUAAUUAUGGUCACCGAACCUCUAGCAAAAAAAGAAGGCAUGGGAAAAGUCAUUGGGAAUUGCAUUUUCUGGGUUAAUUUUGUCUUCGUGGGCCAGCCUUUGGCCGCUAUGUUAUACUUUUUUAGUUAUAAAGCGAGGCAUGGUCUACUGGGUGAAGCGAUGAACCAACGUGGAUGA